Anopheles cruzii is the source of this 3156-nucleotide messenger RNA. Its product is annotated as cGMP-dependent protein kinase, isozyme 1. Gene Ontology annotation, biological process: protein phosphorylation. Gene Ontology annotation, molecular function: cGMP-dependent protein kinase activity; ATP binding. NCBI's taxonomy places the organism in Eukaryota, Metazoa, Arthropoda, Insecta, Diptera, Culicidae. Bases 1 to 3045 code for a protein of 1014 amino acids. The record is from RefSeq and is a predicted model, not a curated record. The transcript is spliced from 9 exons.
AUGGCGUGCUUUGCCAAGUUCUUCGGCCGAAAGCAUGGCUCGUUCAAUUUGCCCGUCGCCGGCACCGGCGAUGGCGAGGUGGUGGCGACACGUGUAACGCGACGGCUCGACGAUGAGGACGGGAUCAAUCAGGUGCCGUCGGUGUUGCCGCCGCCGUCGAGUCUGGCCAAUGGGUACGCCGGAAAGAAAGGCGGUGCUUCGCCAAAAGCGGCCACGAAGGCCCCCGGUGCGGUGUCAGUGCCGAUGGAGGCGAAGUCGAACGAACGUGAGUCGGGGCUGGGAUCGUUGGACGAACGGUUAAACGUGACCUCCAUCAGCACGAGCGGCACUAACCGCGGCUCCGAUCGUUUCGGCCCCCCAGAGGAACCGUGGAGUGUCCGGGCGGCCCCGAUCGGCUUAGUAACGGCGUCCGUCGGGCCCACCAUCGAGCGAAAGGCAUCCGGAAAGCGACCCGACGAACAGGUGAAGAUCAGUUUGAGCUCGCGCGAACCAUCGACAAUGGAGAGCCCCGGCGGCCAUGGGCUGCUGGUGAAGGAUCUGCUGCAGAACAAAAUCCUACACAUGUUGGCCCUCCAGUCGAAGGGCAUCCGGGAGAUGAGCAAGAGCGAGCGGGCGACACUGGCCCAGCUCGAGCGGGAAAUACCCGAGCUACAGAAACAGGUGCAGGCCGAGGCUAGGGACAAUCGGCACCACGCUACGAAUCUCCCGGUGGAUGGCGCACCAGCGCACACGACGAAAGUGUCCCCGGUUGGCCAAUCGGAGGAGCAGCUGCUCGAGCGAGAGCUGUCCGGCUACGACGUGAUUGCGAUGCGGAAACCGGCGGACGAUGCCGUACCGGAAGCUCCCAGUUCGGACGACGAACGUUCGGCGGCCACGCCGCCACCGGAUCUGCCACCCCGAGCAAGCCGGGCGGCCCCGGUGGAGGACGCCGAUGACACGUCGGCGGACGAAGAACCGACGCCACCGAAACUGCCACCACCGAGAAGCCAGCUGGAGCAGAGCCUCCUGGAUGAGGUGAUGAGCCGGACGCUGGUCCGGCAAGCGCUGAGCCACCGGGAAGACGAAGAGCCACUGCCGCAGCCAACCUCACCGCCACCGUCGAGAGAUCCGCCGGCUACACCGUCGAUCACACAGACCCUGCCGGAGCUGGUGCGCGAACGGUCACAGAUCGAGGAGCUCGACAACACGACCGUGGGCACGCUGAAGAAGGUCCGCAAGCAGGGUGUUGUGUCGGACAAGACGGACCUGAAGGAAUCGAAGGACAUCGUCAUCCCGACGCACCCGAAGGCGGUCGACACGGAGCUGCUGAUCAAGGCGGCGAUCGUGGCGAACGACUUCCUGAACAACAUGAUGGACGAGGAGCGCCUGCAGGCGGUGACGGCGGCCAUGAGCUCGAUGUCCUUCCCGCCGAACAGCUACAUCAUCAAGGAGGGCGACAUCGGGGCCCACUUUUACGUGUCGGAGGACGGCACCUACGAGGUGGUGGUCGACAACAAGGUGAUCAAAUCGUUCGGCCGGGGCGUCGUGUUUGGCGAGCUGGCCAUCCUGUACAAGGCGAAGCGGUUCGCGUCGAUCCGCGUCACGACCGGGGCGAAGGUGUGGCUCCUGGAGCGCAAAGUGUUCCAGAAGAUCAUGAUGAAGAGCGGCCGGAAGGAGCGCGAAGAAAACGUCCGGUUCCUCAGCACGGUCUCGGUGCUGAAGGAUCUGGAGAAUGAGAAGCUGCACAAAAUAUCGGACCUCCUGAAACGGGAAUUCUACGCCACCGGGUCCACCAUCAUCCAGCAGGGCGAUCCGGGCGACAAGUUCUACAUCAUCCGGGGCGGUAGCGUGAAUGUGAUUAAAACGGACAAGAAGGGCAACGACCGGCUGGUGGGGACGCUGCAGCGUGGCGCGUACUUCGGGGAGCAGGCUCUCCUGCACGAGGAUCGCCGAUUGGCCAGCAUCAUCGCGAAUCCACCCGGCACCGAGUGCCUCACGCUGAACCGGAUUGCCUUCAACGAAUUUCUCGGCGGCCUGGAUACACUGCGCGAGGUGAAGCUCUCCGACACGAUAGUGCCCCGCAGCUCGACGAUGACAAAUAUUGUCUCAGAGUACGAUCAUAUCCAGUUGCACGAUCUGACCUACAUCGGGACGCUCGGCAUCGGCGGGUUCGGGCGGGUCGAGCUGGUGCAGUACCAAAGCCGGCAAACGUUCGCGCUGAAGUACCUGAAAAAGAUCGAAAUGGUCCGCCAGCAGCAGCAGGAGCACGCCUACAGCGAGAAGGACAUCAUGCUGAGCUGCAACAGCGCGUUCAUCGUCCGGUUGUACAAAACGUACCGAGACAAAAAGUACCUCUACUUCUUGAUGGAGGCCUGCCUCGGUGGCGACGUGUGGACGGUGCUGCAGAAGAGUAAGUUCUUCGACGAGCGCACGGCGCGCUUCAUCACCGGGUGCGUCGUCGAAGCGUUCGAGUAUCUGCACAGCCGGAACAUGAUCUACCGGGACCUGAAACCGGAAAACCUGAUGCUGGACGACAGGGGCUACAUCAAGCUGGUUGACUUUGGGUUUGCGAAGCGCAUCGGCCCGAACCAGAAGACGUGGACGUUCGCGGGCACGCCGGAGUACGUGUCGCCGGAAAUCAUUCUCAACAAGGGCCACGACCGGGCGGUCGACUACUGGGCGCUCGGUGUGCUGAUCCACGAGCUGCUGGUCGGGAAGCCGCCGUUCCGGGGGAAGAACCACAUGAAGACGUACAACGCCAUCCUGCGGGGCAUCGACAUCAUCGAGCUGCCGUCGCGCGUGCCGAAGAAGGCACAGGUGCUGAUCAAGCGCCUCUGCCGGCAGACGGCGGCCGAGCGGCUCGGUUAUGGCAAGAACGGCAUCACCGACAUCAAGACCCACCCCUGGUUCGGGAGCUUCGAGUGGCAACGGCUGAAGGAGCGCACGAUGCCGGCCCCACUCAUACGGCCCAUCGUGUCCGACAUCGAUCUGUCCAACUUCGACGAGUACCCGAAGGAUAAGGAUGAGCCACCGGACGAGAUCUCGGGAUGGGAUAUUAAUUUUUAAUUUCGGGAUAUUAAUUUCCAUCAGCGGCGCCUCAUCGUACGACGGGGAAAACCAACAACAACAACACCAGCGCGAACAAACCGAUAGCAUUACACAUGGGUAGCCAUCGCA